GCGUGAGGCUGACUGCCUGGAACAGGGGGUAGAGAGAUUGGAGGUUCGAAGAAAGCGUAACAGCAGCCCUGAAGCCUCAGCCGCAUUGCCAUGUCUUUCCCUGACCGUCUUACUGAAAUUCUAUCCAGAGUAUCCCCAACCCCGAAGUCGUACGACUUUGUAGCUGCAAGCCAUGGCUCAGUCGGAACACAACGCAACCGAUAUCAUUACAUACAUCGGUGUGCCGCUAGCCGUGCUCGGAGUGUUGCCAAUAUUAUGGAACACCGUCGCGACCUUGGCCUCCCUCUCCAAGAUCAAGCAGAUCCUGCGGCACAGCAAAUUGACGGCUCUCACGCGCAGCGACGUCGUCAAUCGCGUCAUUGAGGUUGAGCUGCCGCGCUAUGCCGUCCGUCCCAUGGACCGCUACUUGGACCGGGACGACUACUGGACCCUCUCGCGCAACCCCUCCAGCAUCCCCGGUGGCAGCUGGACCACCUUCAACUGGCGGACCAACAUCAUCGGACACAACACGCAGCGCGUCGAAUAUGCGGACCAGCUGAGGCAGCCCCAGGUUGAGGUGGCCUUUGACGACCUCGUUUGCUACCUCCUAGAUCUUGGUGCUGUGCCGGAUCCCCAGGGCUGGCGUCUAUUGCGCGCGAGCGGUCUGUGGGCACCAAUUGGGAGUGCUUUGAUGAGGUCGCCGGAUGGGAAGGAGAAGGCUCUUACGAUUGCGCCCCUUGACGGCUCAGACGGCCAUCUCUCCCUGAAAGUCGUGUGGACAGAGCCCUGGAUAACAAGGGAUGAUUCUUAUCUACCCCCUUAUUGGGUCCGUCUCCAUCCACCGCCACCGCCCCGGCCAUCACCAAGCGAGGAAGAGGGCGAGGCGGCAGAACCCGAAGAGGACUCCAAGCCAGCAGAAGGAGAAGAAGAGGCCGCCGAGCCAGCAGAAGAAGACCAGGCCCAGAAAGACAUCUCCAGCAUCCAGAAACCCUCCCUCGACUCCGCCCGGCAACAAGGCCUCUCGCAUUCAACACAUCCCAUCACCUGCCAGAUCUCCACCGACGGCAUCGUCACGGCCCUCUCCCAAGCCGCCGAACAUCCCCAACUCCAUCAACAAAGCACAACCGACCUCAGCGCCCCUCUCUACAUCGAGCACAUCCGGGUGCGCGCAUCCAAGUCAGACGGCGCGUGGUUCGCGAGCGCGGCGACAGCAUACGGCACGACGAGCCAGACGAUCCUAUGGAACUACAAGAUACCCGACGACAUUCUUACUUUUGCUCGCAAGGAGACGGUCCCCUGCGGCGUGCUGGUGCUGCUGGGCGUGGUGGACGAGUCGGCGACGCCCGAGUGGGCGACCCGACACGAUGACGAUCACGGCCGGCAGCUGGACCUGUUUGCGCGGCGCAGCCGUGAGCAGAGGGCGGCCAUGGAGGCCGAGGCGAGGAUGCCGCCUGCGCAGAAGGCGGCUGCGAUGAGGGAGAGGAUUACGAGGGAGGGCGAGCAGAGGAUGCAGGAUAUGCGUGACAGGUUGAGGCUGGAGGCACAGCGCCGGGAGACGCGCAUGAUGGAGGCGAUGCAGAGCCCCAAGUGGGAUACCAGGCUCGUGGCGGAGCGCAACCUGACGUGGAUGCGCAAGGCCGGCGAGGUGAAUGACGAGUUGAGCCUCAAGGAGGUCAUGGGGACGGUUUUGCACCGGAUGGUGCUCGAUGGGGAAUUUUCCUCUAGGCUCUGCCGGAUGCUGGACCUGUGGAAGGUCUGGGCUGAGAACGGGGGCAUGCGGCGGUCGGAUCUGGCGGCGCUCCAGGAGGACCAGAUCACAUUUGCGUACGCCACGCUGUUGGUGGCCAUCAUUAAGGAUACAUCAACGGCGCUGGAAGGGACCUUGUCAAUGGACUUGCAGGAGUGUCUGAGGAUGUGGCGGACGGUCAGGCUGGGGUAGCCGCCUGCACCAUGAAUUGUAAAUUAAUUGGUUGUGAAUCAC
Molecule: messenger RNA, 1960 nt
Organism: Parathielavia appendiculata
Lineage: Eukaryota; Fungi; Ascomycota; Sordariomycetes; Sordariales; Chaetomiaceae
Exons: 4
Coding region: 173-1918 (581 amino acids)
Source: RefSeq, a predicted model, not a curated record